Molecule: messenger RNA, 1018 nt
Organism: Daphnia magna
Lineage: Eukaryota; Metazoa; Arthropoda; Branchiopoda; Diplostraca; Daphniidae
Product: regulator of G-protein signaling 2
Exons: 4
Coding region: 243-737 (164 amino acids)
Source: RefSeq, a predicted model, not a curated record
CUACCCUCGUUCAGGUGCACUGACGAGUUUGACCUCUCACCCUUAUAUUGUCUAUUUCAUUUUAAAAAAUAUUCCAUUCGAUUUUGGGGGGGCGAUCUACCUGGUUCCUUUUAUCAGUCCGCUUUUCUCAUCGGAUAUUGCACAAUUUGAUACGCAGUCUAGUAGGGUGAACAGAGAACAAUAUAGACGACGUUAAACCUUCACUAAGAUCUUAUGCCGCAUCAUCCAACCUAAGAUCUGAAAUGCGACUCAUCAGCUUAAAAUCUGGAUUCCUACGAAGACGGGCCUCGGAUUCGCCCUUGUCCGUCAGACCACAACCGGAGGAGGCACAGAUAUGGAUGGAAUCUUUCACCGCCCUCGUGUCAUCCAAAUAUGGCUGCUCACUUUACCGGGCCUUUUUGCUUCGUGAAUUUAGCACUGAAAAUCUGGAUUUUUGGCUGGCCGUGGAAGACUACAGGAAUUCGAAACCUCAGAAGAUGGCCGUUAAAGCCCAGCAAAUUUACAAUGAAUUUGUGGCCGUAGAAGCUUCCAAAGAGGUUAAUCUGGAUGCAGAAACGAGGCUCAUAACUUGGGCCAACGUCCAGUCGAGUAACCCCGACCAACACGCGUUUGACCGAGCCCAAAAGCGAAUCAAACACAUGAUGGAGCGUGAUUCUUAUCUACGUUUUCUGCAGUCCAAACUGUUUCUAGAGCUUGCCCAUCCGGAUCAAUAUUGCCCAUCGGCCAUUGAAGAUUAAGACCAGUCUUUCUGGGCACAAUAAAAACGCGAAAUCAAAUGUGAAAUCUAAUUAUAAAAGCUUGAGCAAGCUGAGUAAGUGGUGAUAUAUAAUUAACAAGCCUAUUUUUUGCUUAGAUUUUACAUACCCAUAAUACGCUAGUCAUCUAGUCCGAAAACAUUGUGAUUUUUUCUAUAUGAUCUUUUGAUAUUACUGUUCGUGUAAGCACGACAUUCUGUUGUUCCUUGUACUCAAAUGUGAUGAAUCCUAUAAAACUUAAUGCACAUCUACUUUGUGUAACG